Molecule: messenger RNA, 3676 nt
Organism: Temnothorax curvispinosus
Lineage: Eukaryota; Metazoa; Arthropoda; Insecta; Hymenoptera; Formicidae
Product: facilitated trehalose transporter Tret1-2 homolog
Exons: 5
Coding region: 1121-2821 (566 amino acids)
Biological process (GO): transmembrane transport
Cellular component (GO): membrane
Molecular function (GO): transmembrane transporter activity
Source: RefSeq, a predicted model, not a curated record
CGCGGGCGGCGCAAAUGGUCCCGGAGUGGAGAAACGUGGCCGGGUGGCAGUAGAUAGAUAAAUUCUGUGCGUCGUCCUCAGUCAAUAACGAGUUCUCAGUUAGUACUGGUCACAAUCGCGGCUACAUCGGAAGCUUACAACUCGAGAGGCUCACGGAUGUCGGAAUAUAUCGGGCGAGAAUUUCCUCGCGGCAUACACACAAAGAAAAAUACUCCCAACUAUUUAUUAAAAGAAGAUCAAUCGUGCGGCGAAAAGAGAGAGACUUGACAUAUUUAUAAAAAUCUCAAACUUAAUACGAUAAAGAGAGAUGAUCGCUCGGACUGAAUAUUAAACGGACAUUCGACGCGUACUUUCUCAGAUCUGAAAAUAAAACGGAUCGGAAAACGGAAACUAUUUCUUAGAAUUUUCCGGAGCAAUCUGGUGAAUAUCUCAAAGACUUCGUUUGAAACAAUAAAAUCGCUGAUCGUAAAUUAGAUACGUUUGUCAUAUAAUCGAAGACGCAAUCUCAAACGCGGAUCAUAAUUUUCCGCAAGAAACAUUAUCGAUAAUAAUACGAACAGAUAAUUCUGCAGAAUAAACAAUUUCGUGCAAAUCAGUAUUUGUUAUAUGCACUAUCGGUAUUUUUUAUACAACAUUAUUAUAUCUGGACAAAGAAGACUGAGAGUGAAGGAGACGCGAUCUCGUAUCUAAAACUCGCCGCAUGUCUGGACGGGACGACAGUUAAUUUAUUUCAAGCCAUUCAACGCUUUCGCAUCUUUGCAACAGUCGAAUUUCAAAUCAUUUCACGCUUUCGUAUCUUUUAAAUAUUCAGCUAUGCAAGUGGUCGAUGAAUGAUGAUGAAGAUUUAAAGUACUUUGCGAUACGAUAUCGAGCGUAUUAUCAAGUAUAUAAAUACAGAAUCGACUAUUGUAAAGAUAUAUAAACGAUUGAACCGCGGAAGAAAGAGAAUGAGAAGAGGUGACGCUGAUAAAGAAGACAAAAAGGAUUAACACUCUUUUCUAAAAUUGCAAAUUAGGUUCUUUUGCAAAAAAAGUCACCACAUAGGUUACUAUUAUUGUAUUAUUAUUUGAUUGACACGGUUAAUUAUCGGAAAAUAAAAUAUUAAAAAGAAAAAGACACCAUGACGAACACGUCGGACGUUAAUACCGCGAACGGACGAACAGACGUCAAUAAUGCGAAUGAACGAAUGGACGUUAAUAAUACAAAUAAACAAAUAGAUACUAACAAUAUAAAUGAACAAAAAGAUAAUACUGUGAACGAGCACGUUAAUGGUGAGAGUAGACAAACCGAUGUUAACAAUAUGAGUGAGCGCGCAUCGGCGUGCGUAGAGAUCAAGGUAGAACCCAGCGUCACCGAUGAAAAAAAGUGGGAACGAGCCGGAACAACCUAUCAGGUGUUGAUGGCCUUGUGCGCCAAUGUUGUCGUACUGGGUCCAGCAAUGGGUUUCGGUUACAGCGCCGUAGCAGAACCCGCGAUGAGAGAGCCGAAAACCGAUGAUGACAUACGACUCGAUGCUAAUCAAGCUAAUUGGAUGGCUACUGUAUCGGCGCUGGGUACACCUAUCGGCUGUCUACUCUCGAGCCUCGUGAUGGGGCGAGGAAGAAAGAUCAGCAUGUUCGUGACGUCGUUGAUCUCAAUGGCGGGUUGGGUGACUAUUUACACGUCGAAUAGUUACAUGCAGAUCUUGAUCGGGAGAUCGAUUUCUGGAAUAUCCACGGGUAUGGCAUCGGUUCCAACGACAGUGUAUGUAGCGGAAAUAGCGGGACCGAAAUGGCGAGGCACGAUGGUUACAUGGACCAGUAUUUCUAUCGCUCUCGGUGUCCUCAUUGUCUAUAUCUUCGGAUCUAUUGUUAAGGAUGACUGGCGACUGGUGGCCUUACUGUGCGCUCUAUUCCCGCUGUGCGCGAUCGCCCUCACUUUGCUGGUGGUACCCGAGACUCCUCUGUGGCUGCGGGAUCAAAAUCGGCCUGAGGAAGCGCUGGAGAUCAUGAAAAAAUUCCGCGGAAUACCAAAGGACCAACCAGCACCGGCGGAAGUUCUGUUAGAGUUGAAACCACGGGUGCAGAAGAAGAAUCAGAACAUGCUGAAGCAUUUGCUGAAAAGGGGCUCCCUGGUGCCGUUCGCCAUAAUGCUCAGCUUCUUCUUUUUCCAACAGUUCUCCGGGAUCUUCGUGGUUAUAUACAACGCCGUCAUAAUCAUGGAUAAGUCGGGUGUUAAAGUAGAUCCUUAUCUCGGAGCGGUAUUGAUAGGCGUUGCUCGUUUUAUAGCCAGUCUUUUGACGGCCGGGGUGUCCCGGAAAUUCGGUCGACGUAUACCGUCGAUGAUUUCCGGCGUUGGGAUGACAAUCUUUAUGGGCGGCCUGUCACUCUAUCUGUUUCUAGACGCGAAGGGAACCGUCAUGGCAGACAACGGGGUGGUUCCAGUAAUUUGCAUGGUGAUGUAUAUAUUCACAAGCACCUUGGGAUACCUGGUAAUCCCGUUCGCUAUGGUAGGCGAGGUGUAUCCGCCAAAAGUUAAAGAUAUAUUGUCCGGUUCGACGGUUGCCAUAGGUUAUCUCUUCAGUGCGGUAACCAUCAAGACGUAUCCGGAUAUGGAGUCGCUGAUGGGCAUGCACGGCGUGUUUCUCUUCUUCGCGAUCGUGUCUUUAGUCGGCACAAUAUUCAUUCUAUUAUUCUUGCCCGAAACAAAGGGAAAGACCCUGCGUGAAAUCGAGGACAUGUUCGCGACGAAAAAGAAGUCCAUCGAAUUGCAGUCUCCGACGGAAGGAAUAAUAGUCGGAGAAAUAGUCGCUCCGACCUCCGCUGGUCUUUUAAGAAAUUAAGAAUAUUUAUUGCUUAUGCGGGCAAAUAACCGUCAAGAAUAGAUAAUACUAAUUGCAUAGAGGAAGACGAGGUCAAAGCGUACGAUUGUACGAUUAUUAAUUACACGGCCGAUGGAAGAAAUGAAACGGAUGCAAAAGUCUUUCUGUGAUGCUUCAAGGUAUCUCUUAAAAGAUAUUUAAGGGGUAUAACGAAGUAAUAAGAUAUCUCUUAAAAUUAUUUUAAAUACGUCAUACGUAAAGAUCUUUUUAUCAUAUCAUAUAUUUUGUAAACGAUUGAAGAAGAUAAAAGUAAAGAUAUUUGUUUAGGGCUCACGAAGAGAAGUAAAACGUAACACAAUGGAACUGUGUUGUUAUCUCGAUAAAAGUUUUGCCAUCAAAACGAAAACAAUGCCAUAUAUCAAUACUUAUUUCUACACGUGCAAAAUGUGUUCGCAAAUUACAUUAAAAUAAGAUUAGGUUUGUACUAGUUUGAGACAAGAGAUAUGCAAUCUCGAAGAUGAUAUUUUGAUAAGACAAUACACAUUACGUAUUAUUUAAUUAGAACUCAGUACUUAUUGUUCAAUAGUUGGAGCAUAGCCGGAGAUCUUCAAAAUACAGUCCAAAUUUAUCAUCAUUUUAAAUAGUUUUAAAGAUUUCCUGUUACUAGAAGGAAGAUUAAAUAUCAUCAUGGACGGUAUCUCUGAAGAUCUUCUAAAGAAAAAGAUAUUGUGUAAAAUCGAUUACGUUUUAUCGAUCAUACGUAUAAUUAAUUAAAUAUAAGACUUAUCAUUAAUAAAUUAUAUUACUACUCAACAAUUUAAACAAUUGUGAAUACAAAAUUGUGAAUAAAGGCACAUAGCUUAUUUAAGCGCUAAA